AUUCUGCACCGGGAUAAGUCGUUAAGAGUGACUGGGGGAGUAGAGCCCAGGCUAGGGACAACGCUGUUAGCAUUUCUCAGAUACCGGUUUCUGCAGGACCUACUGCGAUUUUUGUGUGUGGGACCACAAGCCACGUUUUAAAAGGACUUUCUCGUGCACCCGAUCUCUGAGAGGCGUCUUUCCUAAUCCGGUUGGCAACGGCAAACGUUUGAUGAAGAAACUGGUGGUGCAACCAGUGGAUCCCUCUACAAGAAAAAGAGAGCUAGGUUCGGGACAGGCGUGUAAUCGCCUUGUUGGCGGUGACUGAGAAAGAAAGGAGUUUGAAAUCCCAACAUUGGUUUCGGAUCUGGUUUCAGGUCAAAAUGAUAUUACAUUUAAAACAUAUCCUGUGGAUAUGCUCCACGUGGACAAUUGUAUCAUCAGUGCACUCAGCACACGACAGGAUGAUGAGAAUGAAGAUUAAGAGGAGCUCCCAUGUAAAAGGCUCCCUUUCUAGCUUUGUGUCUCUUCCAUGCCACUAUUCAAUGCUGGCCACACCUUCACCAUCCAACCAUUCUUUCCAGGAGUUUCCUCGCAUUAAGUGGACAAAAAUAGAGGAAGGAAAAGAUGGAAGGAUCAAAAAAGAAACCUUAAUUCUGGUGGCACAAAACGGUGUGAUAAAAAUUGCUGCUGACUAUGAUGGUAGAGUGGCAGUGCCCCAACAUCCUGAGAGUCUGAGCGAUGCAACACUAACCAUUUGUCGACUGCGAGCAAGUGAUACUGGUCUUUACCGCUGUGAGGUAAUGAUCGGCAUUGAAGAUGAGCAAGACACUGUCUCAUUAGAUGUUACUGGUGUCAUAUUCCAUUAUCGGGCAGCAGCCAGCAGGUAUUCACUGAACUUUGAGAUGGCUAAACAAGUCUGUCAGGAUAAUAGUGCAACGAUUGCAACCCCUGAACAGAUUCAGGCCUCGUAUGAAGAUGGGUUUGAUCAGUGUGAUGCUGGCUGGCUUUCUGAUCGAAGUGUCAGAUACCCAAUCACCAAGCCAAGACCUGGCUGCUAUGGAGAUAAAAGGGGGCAACCAGGUGUCAGAACGUAUGGAAUACGAGACCCCAGUGAGACAUACGAUGUUUACUGUUAUGUGGGAGACACAAAUGGGUUUGUGUUCCAUGUGUCAGCACCAGGAAAGAUGACAUUUGCUCAAUCACAGCGGGAGUGCAAGCGUAGGAACGCACAGUUAGCCACAACUGGCCAGUUACAUGCUGCGUGGAAGCAAGGUCUGGAUCGCUGCGACUAUGGCUGGCUGGCAGAUGGCAGUGUACGUUAUCCUAUUGUCUAUGCCAGGAGUCAGUGUGGAGGGGGCCUUGUUGGAGUGAGGACCAAGUAUCGAUAUGACAACAGAACUGGAUUUCCAGAUCCUAAUACGAAGUUUGAUGCCUACUGCUUCCGAGGUAGGCCUGUAAAGAAAACAACACCACAAAUAGCUUCGGGCUUAAAGGCAGUGCAUCAAGCUGCAACUAAUCUGACUGUUCAGAAGGUAGAACCACCUGUCACAUUCGCUGUUGAAGGUUAUAAUCAAAGCAGGAGUCUUGAUUCAAAGCCUUUUCAAGAAAAAGUUCAGAUAAGUGCUCAUUUAGCCACUGAGCCUACAUCAAGUGCUGUAGUGACUACUGAGAUUCAUCCUGUGAAAAUUGAUAUCAUCAAACUUGGGGAUGAAGUUUUCACACAAAGCCACAGUGUAAUUCCAAGUAUUAAAGCAAGGCCUAGUGAUGAAACCACUGUAAAAACAUCAGUAGAACAAAGUACAAGAACUGAGAUACCUGCAGUUGUACACAGUGUGCAAAUUCCAGUUGAAGAAAGUGAAAGCCGUGUCGUUGGACAUGUUGAAGACUUGAGUAGGUAUAUAGUCAUAGAGACAGCGACUUUAGCUGCCCCCUUUGGACCAUCAAUUACAAGAGAAAUUCAAAGUACAAGUACCCCUGCCCAAAAGGAAGAAAAAAUUCAACCUAGCACACAAACCACAUUGUUAGCAGAAAUGGAUAUUGUAACGGGUGAGGAUGAUAAGCUGAAAUUAUCUGUAGCUGCCAGCACUGUGAGAAUGGAAAGUUCAGAAAAAGACUCCCAAACUAUUAGACAACAAGAGAUCAAGGAAACCACCAGCAGCACAACACUGGCAACAAUUGAUACUGUAAAAAUAACAGUAGAACACGCAAGUGAGAUUACUCAGCCAGUGGAGGGAGAGGAUGACAGGACAAUGUUUUCAGUGGAAACCACAUCAUUGCCAACCACUGGUAAAUGGCAACUAACCGAAGAAGCACACAUCACGGGCGUUUCAGUGUCUCAUUCAGAGAUUGAGGGACAAAAGCUGGAAACUGAAAAAGAGACUGAGAAAAUAACUGAAACUGCUACUGUUACAGGAGCUAGCAUUAGUGAACUAGAUUUGACAUAUAAGGAUGGAGUGAAGAUUGGAGAUGGUGAGAAAAUACAAGAUAAAGGUGAUGAGAAAUUCAUUAUGUCAUCAGUAGUACCAGUUUUAAUGGUACAUGAAGCAGUGUCUGCUGAACAUGAUACUGGAACAGAUUUGACCCCAAUGGUAACCGAUGACCUCAGUUUUGAACCAAAGAAAGAACAGGGCAUCAAGAAAGAGGUGGGUACCUCCACACAAGAUACUGGCAUCAUUACAAUCCAAUCCAUAACAACUGAAGAGAAAGAAACCAAGCAUAUUGAAAAAGUUACCUUGGCAACAACUGUGUCAGGAAUCAGCUCAGCAACUGCUAUACCUGUAACUGGUACUGUUGUAGCCCCAGGAACUAUAAGAGAAAAAACAGCUGAGCCAGGGACCAUUAAAGCCGAUGCAGAAACUAUUUUACCAUACGCUUUUUCUACAAUAAAACCAACAGUCUCUGUACCUACAAAAGUGAGCUUUGCUGAAUCUGAAGGAACUUCCGUUUCAUUACCACACACCAGUAAAAUAGAUAAGGCUGAGCCACAUUUGGAAGUUGAACCCUUUUCUUCAGAAAUAGUGUCCAGCAGAGCUUUUGAAGACACAGACAUUAAGGCUAUUCAUACUGAGUCAACUAAGUUAAUUGAAAGGUCAACAGUCCAAUCAGCCACGUUAGAACCUCAACAGGUUACUUUACUGUCCACUUUUUAUCACACAAUUAGCACUCCAGAAAGCAUCAUGGAAGUUUCAUCAACAAAAUAUAUAGGUAAAGGCCCCAAGGAUGAAGAUUUGACUUCUUAUCAAAGUAAGGUCAUUCAGGCAGUGGCACAGUCAACAAAGCCUGACCAGAUAGAGGAAACUACCACCUCUGAUAUAUUAUCUUUGGGGAUUUCCACAAUAAAGGAUUUACAUGAGAGCAGUACGUAUGAGUCCAGUGGACUUGGAGAGCCAAUCAUAACUGAAGGUCCAUUGAUUCAGGAAAUUCAGACAACCCCAGAUGCAGAUAGAGAACCAGAAAGUGGCACAAAAUAUUUCGAUCAGGUAGCUUCUGUAAGUCAUCAAACAGAUGCAUACAAGGAAAAGGAACCAGAAUAUGGCACAAGCCAGUUGGGAAAAGACCACACUGUUACAAGCUCUAAAGUGGAACCAGAUGUUUCAACUGUUGAACCUGAUAGAAAAGUGGAUAUGACAACUCGGUUACCAAAGGAUGAGUCCACAUCUUCUUUUGCACCAGAACCAGUCACCACUGUUCUGAGUUCUCAAACAAAAGUUAUUGAGGAAAGUCAGAAAAUCCACUUCUCUGUAUUUGAUCAGAAAAUAACAUUUGAGACUCCGGAAGUCUCAGCAACGGGGGAAAAAAAUGACACAUAUGACAUAGUUGCAACCAUACAAACAUCAGAAGCAAAAAGUGAAGGUCAUAUUACUACAAUGAUAGAUCCACAGAAAACAGCAAAAACUAAAUUGGUGUCUGUGGAUGAAACUCACCCAGUAGGACCAAUACAUUUAGAUUAUGAGGCCACAAAAGUUGCGCCCAUAGCUACUCUCUCAAAUACAGUGUCACUUACUGAAAGUUCCACAGUGGCAAGCCCCCAGGAAAAGCUAGAAAUGAGCACUGUUGAAAGGAUUACAGUUGAACAUGUGAGCAAGGAAGAUAGCACAUUGAGAAAGAGCACUGAAUUACGUACAACCACCCCAUCAACAUCAACAUUUCCUGCUAAGGUUGAGGAUAAGCCAGAGCAAGCAACAUCCCACCAUCCUGUCUUAACACAGGAGGCCGUUUUAACCCCUGAGAUUGAAACAAGCAUUUUUGUAAAAUACCCCACUUCAGAUGAUGUUGAGAGGACCCCUGAUAAAGUAAGCUCUGUAAUAAUUACUGAAAUGCCUAAAAUUACAGAAAUGCCUAAAUUGGAACAAGAAAUUUCCACUUUCCAGAAUGAAUCAGUUUUUAUUUCCCCACCCAUUUCAAUAGAAAAAACAGAGGCUACAGAAGAGCCCACAGCUAUACAGAAAGAAAACAUAACACGCUAUCAAACCACAGGAUCUACAGAUAUUAAAACAGAAACCUCUGCACCCUUCACCACAGCACAGAUUAACAUAACCUCAAUGGUACCUAAAAUGUUGUCAACAGUCACAGCUCCAUCGGCUGAAAUUAGACCUGGUACAGGUACUUCUACGACUGAACGUGAACUAAAAACCUCUGUGAAACCUAAGCAUUUUGAAACGAUUAUAACUCCAAUUAUUAUUGAAAAUGAGCCUGGUGAGACAACAGCCGAAGAGACUGUAAUUAUUGGUGAAUCAGCUACACUGCCUCCCGAUAUCUUGGAGGUUGAUAUGACUAGCAAAGUAUCACAACCGGAAAUCGAUGACGAAUAUUUCACCACACCAUCAUCCAGAACAAAAUUGGCAUCGACAACCUUUAAACCUUCUCUUGCAUACUCUAAAGCUGCUCAAAAGGCUGUGGAAGGUUCAACAUUUUCCACUGUUUCAUCAUCAACCACGGCUUCCCCAACUCCAGUAGAUAGCGAGGAGCAGCAGAAGCCUCUGACUAUUGAAGAAAAGUUAAUUGCUAAUAUUACAGCGCAGAAAACACCAACCGACCAAGGGCUUGAACCAGGAGAACUCGAAGAUGACAAAACUACUUCGACCAAAUCAAUUCCAAUCUCACACAAUCAAUCAACUGAAGAUGUGGCAAUGGGUUCCAAGAUUAAUCUCAUACACAUUCACAUUGCUGUGUCAGAGGAUGAUGGAGCAGAAAGCAGUGGAGGAUUUAGCUUGCCUUCAUUUCUAUCUGAAUCACAAGCAGUAACAGCAGCUACAACAGAGGAUGUCCCUCCAUCACUCAGCUUUAUUAGUGGGAAGAGCCAGAUGGAAUUUGACCCCCCCUAUAAGAAACUAAAUGGGGAGGAAGCAAAGGCAGGCCAACUAGAAAGUGCAUCACCCACCAUAAGAGCAAUACAAGAUGUGGAUAUUACAAAAAAACACAAUGAUAGUAAGACUCGUUUAAUGACUGAAAGUGGAAUUGCUGGAACACAGGAACUAGGAAUUUCUACUGAGCGACUGAAAAUAGUUCCUACUGGUAAUGAAACUGAAGUUCUAGGAGUUACAAAAGACCCAAUAAAAAUUCAUUCGGCGGUGGAAGAUGGAGAACACUGGAUCAUCUCAUCAGCCACACAGGGUGCCCAAUCUACCAGAGAUACUCAAGAAGAACCACAAGUUCCUCCAUUUUCAAAAGUUGAGAGCACUGGUGAAGGGAUAUUUACCAUCAAACAACCAGGUCGCCCAGAUCCAGAUGUUUCUACUUUAGAAAUGAGCAGCCAUGUUGUUCCAGUGACAAGUAGAAUCUCAUUGAGUGGGAAACCUCUUCAUACAGAUGUUACAGCUCCACAGGAUGGAGAGGCUGGAUUAUCCACACCUGCAUUACCGGAGACAGAUAAAUCAUUGUUACAAGUACCUACACAGCUGGUAGACAAAUCUGCAGCUACAAUUUUGGUUGGUCAGGAGAAAACUGUUGAUACAUUAGUUUCAGUCACAACAAAAGCAAUGCAUGUGAGAGUUCCCCAUGUCACCGUUACACCAGCAACUGAACAAAAUUCUCAAGAAUCCACAUCAGAAGCAACAAAAAUGAUCACAGAGAUUGAAGAGCUGCCAGGAGAGAAUAUGGAGCCUUCUGAAAAAUCCCCAACAAUCGAUGAAACCACAAAAAUGGAGAAAGAUUUGCAGGAACAAACAGCGUUCACAUAUAUUGAGAGUUCUGGUGAAGAGAUAUUUACCAUCCAAGAACCAGUCAGGCCAGUUCCAGAUGUUUCUACUUUAGAUGUGAGCAGCCAUGUAAUUACAGUGACGAGCAAAAUUUCACUGGAUGGGAAACCUCUUCAUACAGAUGUUAUAGUUGCACAUGACGGAGAAGCUGGAUUAUCCACAACAGGAUUACCGGAGACAAAAGCAGAAACAGAAAAAUUGUCAGUAAAAGAACCUACACAACCGGCAGAUAAACCUUCAGCUACAAUUUUAAUUGAUGAGAAGAAACCUGUUGAUACACUAGUUUCAGUCACAACAAAAACAAUGGAUGUGAAAGUUCCCCAUGUCACCAUUACACCAGCAUCUGAACAAAAGCAUCAAAAAUUCACGUCAGAAGCAACAAAAGUGAUCACUGAGAUUGAAGAGUUGCCAGGAGAGGACAUGAAGCCUGAUGAAAAGAUGCCAGCAACUGACAAAACCACAGUAACAGAGAAAGAUAUUGAGGAACAAAGAGCAUUCACAGAUAUUGAGAGUUCAGGUGAAGGAAUAUUUACCAUCAAAGAAGCAGUCAGGCCAGUUCCAGAUGUUUCUACUUUAGAAAUGAGCAGCCAUGUAGUCCCAGUGACGAGCAAAAUUUCUUUGGAUGAGAAAACUCUCCACACCGAUGUCACAGCUGCACGUGAUAGAAUAUUCACACCAGGAUUACCAGAGACUAAAACGGAGAUGGGAAAAUUAGUGGUAACAGAACAUACAGAACUGGCAGAUAAAUCACCAACAACAAUUCUGGUUAGUGAGAAGGAAACUAUUGAAACAUUAAUUUCAGUGUCAACACAUUCAAUGGAUGUGAGAGUUCCCUAUGUCACCGUUACCCCAGCAAUUGAACAAAAGUCUCAAGAAUCCACAUCAGAAGCAACAAAAAUGAUCACAGAGAUUGAAAAGCUUCCAGGAGAGGAUAUGGAGCCUUCUGAAAAACCCCCAGCAGUCGAUGAAACCACAAAAAUUGAGAAAGAUUUGCGGGAGCAAACAGCGUUCACAGAUAUUGAGAGUUCUGGUGAAGAAAUAUUUACCAUCAAAGAAGCAGUCAGGCCAGUUCCAGAUGUUUCUACUUUAGAUAUAAGCAGCCAUGUAGUCCCAGUGACGAGCAAAAUUUCUUUGGAUGGGGAAACUCUCCAUACCGAUGUCACAGCUGCACGUGAUAGAGAGGCUGGAACAUUCAGACCUGGAUUACCAGAGUCAAAAACAGAGAUGGGAAAAUUGAUGGUAACAGUACAUACAGAACCGGCAGAUAAAUCGCCAGCAACAAUUUUGGUUAGUGAGAAGGAAACUGUUGAUACAUUAGUCUCAGCCACAACACAAACAAUGGAUGUGAGAGCUCCCCAUGUCACUGUUACACCAGCAACUGAGCAAAAGCAUCAAAAAUUCACAUCCGAAGCAACAAAAGUGAUCACAACAGAGAUAGAAAAACGACCAGGAAAACUCUUGGUGAAGCCUUCUGACAAAUAUCCAGCAAUUGAGAAAUCUACAAAAACACAGAAAGAGUUGAAGGACACAACACUUUCUGUAGAUAUAGAGAGUUCUGGUGAAGAAAUAUUUACCAUCCAAGAACCAGCCAGGCCAGUUCCAGAUGUUUCUACAUUAGAUAUCAGCAGCCAUGUAAUUACAGUGACGAGCAAAAUCCCACUGGAUGGGAUACCUCUUCAUACAGAUGUUAUAGUUGCACAUGAUGGAGAAGCUGGAUUAUCCACAACAGGAUUACCGGAGACAAAAGCAGCAACAGAAAAAUUGUCAGUAAAAGAAUCUACACAACUGGCAGAUAAAUCUUCAGCUACAAUUUUAAUUGAUGAAAAGAAAACUGUUGAUACUUUAGAUUCAGUCACAAGAAAAACAAUGGAGGACACAACACUUUUCACAGAUAUUGAGAGUUCUGGUGAAGAAAAAUUUACCAUCCAAGAACCAGCCAGACCAAUUUCAGAUGUUUCUACUUUAGAUAUGAGCAGCCAUGUAAUUACAGUGACGAGCAAAAUCUCACUGGAUGGGAAGCCUCUUCAUACAGAUGUUACAGCUGCACAUGAUGGAGAAGCUGGAUUAUCCACAACAGGAUUACCGGAGACCAAACCAGCAACAGAAAAAUUGUCAGUAAAAGAAUCUACACAACUGACAGAUAAAUCUUCAGCUACAAUUUUAAUUGACGAGAAGGAAACUUUUGAUACCUUAGUUUCAGUCACAAGAAAAACAACGGACGUGAGAGUUCCCCAUGUCACCAUUACACCAGCAAUUGAACAAAAUUCUCAAGAGUUCACAUCCAAAGCAACAAAAGUGAUCACAACAGAGAUAAAAAAACGACCAGGAAUAAUCUCGGUGAAGCCUUCUGACAAAUAUCCAGCAAUUGAGAAAACCACAAAAACACAGAAAGAGUUGGAGGACACAACACUUUUUGUAGAUAUGGAGAGUUCUGGUGAAGAAAUAUUUACCAUCCAAGAACCAGCCAGGCCACUUCCAGAUGUUUCUACUUCAACCAGCCAUGUAGCUCCAGUGACGAUCAAAACAACUUUGGAUGAGGAAACUCUCCACGCUAUUACAGCUGGACAUGCUGAAGAGUCUGGUAUAGCCACAUCUCGAUUACUGGCGACAAAAGCUGAAACAGAAAAAUUGUCAGUAGAAGAAUCUACACAACCAGCAGAUAAACCUUUAGCUACAAUUGUAAUUGAUGAGAAGAAAACUGUUGAUACAUUAGUUUCAGUCACAACAAAAACAAUGGAUGUGAGAGUUUCCCAUGUCACCAUUACACCAGCAUCUGAACAAAAUUCUCAAGAAUUCACAUCAGAAGCAGCAAAAGUGAUCACUGAGAUUGAAGAGCUGCCAGGAAAGGAUAUGGAACCUUCUGAAAAAUCCCCAACAAUCGAUGCAGCGACAAAAACGGAGAAAGAUUUGCAGGAACAAACAGCAUUCACAGAUAUUGAGAGUUCAGGUGAAGGAACGUUUACCAAUAACGAACCUAUGCAAGUAAUUCCAGAUGUUUCUACUUUAGAAAUGAGCAGCCAUGUAGUCCCAGUGACGAGCAAAAUUUCUUUAGAUGAAGAAACUCUCCAAACCAAUGUCACAGCUGCACCUGAUAGAAAGGCUGGAAUAUUCAUACCAGGAUUACCAGAAACAAAAACAGAGAUGGGAAUAUUGAUGGUAACAGUACAUACAGAACCUGCAGACAGAAUCCCAGCAACAAUUUCGGUUAGUGAGAAGGAAACUGUUGAUACAUUAGUCUCAGUCACAACAAAAACCAUGGAUGCGAGAAUUCCCCAUAUCACUGUUACACCAGCAAUUGAAGAAAAGUCUCCUGAAUUCACAUCAGAAUUAACUAAAACAGUCACUGGGAUGGAUGGGCUGCCUGGAGAUGGAUUCAUGAAGCCUUCAGGGAUUUCUCCAGGAAUUGAAGAAACCACAAAAACAGCGAAAGUUGCACAUAAACAACCCCCUGUUGCUGAUGAAGAGGGUUCUGGUGAACAAGUUGAACAAGACCAUACUUUGCUAUCUGUUUAUCCUGGAGAUGGUGGAGGCAGUGAAAGGGAAGAAGACUUAAGUGAGAUGGAAAGUGACAGUACAAUGCAGAUAAGUGAAGAAACUGUGGAAGUAGGCUUAAACACAACUGUUUCAUUAAUUGAGCAGGAAAGCUCUGGUGAAGGUAUUCAUAGAAUACUUUCCCAGCAAGAAGCAGAAGUUCAGCCAAUUACUGUGGCUGCACAUCAGGAAAGAACUGAGAUGUCCACAUCCAAAGCACUAGAGAUAAUUGAGGCUACUAGUGAACCACGAUCAAAACCAUCUGUAGAAUACCAUAGGCAGUCAUCAACUUCCAGGGAACCAUUUAUAUAUGUUACUGAAGGAAGCAAACAAACAGUUGUUCCUUUUACAGAAGAAGAAAGUUCUGGUGAAUUUACAAAGAUUGAACUUGGCAUUAAGUUAUCUACUACUGUUUCUGCUCAGUCUAGUGAAGUAUCCUUAGCGAAAGAACCUAAAUUAUUUGUUAGUAGCGCACAUUUAAAGGAAAUGUCACCGGUAACUACUGGAACUCCUGUUUCAAUUGAAAGAGGAAAGGAUAAAUUUCAACCUAAGUUGGUUGAUAGCCCAAGCAUCCAAGCAGGUGACAAAACAAAUUAUACACAACAAAUAAUUUCUAGCACUGCAAGCAGUCAAGUGGAUCAUAAAAAAAUUCAAACCUUGCCAAAAACUGUUAAAGCAGAGCUGAAUGAAACCCAAGAGGGAACUGUAAAACCUUACGACAGGACAGCAGGAAACAUGACCGUUGUGCUUGAUGGAGGAGAUGACCAACUGCCAGAAGAUAAAAUUACAGGUAGCUCUCUGGCACCUCAAAAUAUUAGUGUAAUUUAUGUUAGUGGUAAGGAAAACGGAAUAGAUAUUAAAAAAGAACAGAAAUUUGGAGCUACUACUGUAUCAGACUUUAUAAUUGAUGUUGACAAGGAAUUAAGUGUGUCUCCAACUUAUUUGCCAACUGAUAAUGCUACAAAAAGAUUAGAAAUUGCACAAACUGAGGCAGUGAAGUACAUUGCCACUGGCAUCUUGACUGACGAAGAGACUGGAAUUGAUGGCUCUGGAGAUCUGUCUUCACCUCUAAUCACAGUAACACCAGAGCAGAAAGGAAUAACCAAUACAGCUGGCACAACAGUUUCCUUGGAUAAAAUUGGAAAAGAUAUGUCCGAACCACAGUUAGAGAAGGACAUAUUACCAUUAUUUAUGACCACAAUCAUACCUCAACAUGUUGCAGACACCUCUCUAGAAACUGUAUCUAUCUCACCCAAUGAAGACACCAAGAAGCCUGUGUCACGAAUAAUUCCAGGUAAAGAAGAGGGUGACAUAUACACAUUCACUGUGCAGGCUUCUUUAAAGGAUGCAGAUGGCCCAAGCACAUUUUCAGAAAAAUCAAUUACAUAUCAAAUGGUCAAUGGUUCAAAGGCCCAUGCAAGUGGAGGAUACAUUCAUCCUAUGACAGAACAUAAGGAAAUUGAAGGCUCGCCAGCUUCCAGUUUAUUGGAAGGGGAAUUUUCUGGCGAAUAUUUUGUAAGUACUGAAGGUAAACCAUUUACCCACUUACUGGAUAAGGCUGCCCCUUCCACACAGACUUCAUCUCAACUUGGUGUUAAAACAACGAACACUGUGAGUUUACCAACAAAAGAAACUUUUGUGUAUUCUUCUGAAGAGCAUGCUCUGACUUUGAAAAAACUGUCUACAGAACAUGCUUAUGUAUCUACUAAUAACUUUACUUUCCCAUCUGCACAAGUUACAACAAAUGCAGAAGAAGGUUUAUCAAUUGAAUUGCCUGAAAAGAAGCAUGAUGAAGAAUUGGUGACAACAGCGAUAAUGGAACAAACAACACACGGAAUUCAAUUGGAAGAACUGGAAAGUUUGCCUUCACCAGCGAUCUUUGACAAUGUUCCCACAAAAGAGAUUGAAACAAAUCAGAUAAUUAUACAGCCAACCAUUAGUCACAAAGAGUUUUCACAGACAAUGGGCUACAGGACUGAGCCUACUGCAUCAUCUUUGUUAGACCUCAGUUUGAAAUUACAGCGAGUAGAAAGUCCUGCAACUCCCUCAGUUCCCACCAAAAUGUUGGAAAAGGAGUCAUCUGUGUCACAAACAAUUGCUUACCCAAGCACAGUGGGGAAAAUUGCUUUACAUGAUAUUGAAGGAUAUGUUACAGAACACUUUAUAGGAACUAUGCUGCCACCAGAUCCACACACUGCCCAACCUGGAGAAGUAGAAGCUUCACCAGCGCAAAAUAAUUAUGUUGAAAUUUCUAAAGAGACUGUAGUCAGUGCUACAUCAUUAUGGCCAUCCACAGAACAAAAGGUUAAAAAGGAUAUUGCCGAACCUGUCAGAGUUACAACAGUAUCAUCCUCUUUACAUGAGAGCACUUCACAGGAUCUGGGCUUAUUUGUUGAGCAAGAUUUCAAAGGUAUAACAGUAGUGUCAUUUCAGAUGGUCACAGAAUUAAAAGAGUUCAAGACAUCCCCUUCAAUACCUACUUUGCCUUUUGUAGAACAAUCUCUAACAAGUGGCACUGACAUUCACAAAGACGUUCCUUCACCGUCACCACUUGACAGACCAGAAGACUGGAGAUCCACACAAACACCUCAACUAUUGAUAAAGAGUACUGAUGAUUCUGGUAAAAUUAUCUUUGAUUUGGUAGAAACUGACAACAAAACUACUGAAACAACACUGGCAAUGACAGCUCGCUCGAAGACCACCUCUGAAAUUGAGUCUUGGGAACAUAGUAACACGAGCGAACCAAUAAUUACUGGUGAGCCAGAGGAUGGUGAGACUGUUCAUGUACCAGCUGUAAUACCAGAAGUUAACCCAUGUGAGGAAUACCCUUGCCAACAUGGAGGCAGUUGUUACCCACGAGAAACUAGUUAUAUAUGCACCUGUUUGCCAGGAUACACUGGGGAGCACUGUGAAAUAGAUAUUGAUGAAUGCCAAUCUAAUCCUUGCCGCAAUGGAGCCACGUGUAUUGACGGUGCCAACUGUUUUAGUUGUAUCUGCUUACCAAGCUAUGGCGGUGCUCUGUGUGAACAAGAUACGGAGGUCUGUGAUUUUGGCUGGCACAAAUUCCAAGGACAUUGCUAUAAAUACUUCGGCCACCGACGAGCUUGGGAAGAUGCAGAAAAGGAAUGUCGCCUGCAGGGUGCUCACCUGUCCAGCAUCCUCACACAUGAGGAGCAACUUUUUGUGAACCGUAUUGGCCAGGACUACCAAUGGAUUGGCCUAAAUGACAAAAUGUUUGAACAUGAUUUCCGUUGGACUGAUGGAAGCCCUCUGCAAUAUGAAAAUUGGCGUCCGCACCAGCCCGACAGUUUCUUUUCUUCUGGAGAAGACUGUGUUGUUAUGAUCUGGCAUGAGGACGGCCAGUGGAAUGAUGUUCCAUGUAACUACCACCUUACCUACACGUGUAAGAAGGGCACAGUUGCCUGCGGUCAACCUCCUGUUGUGAAAAAUGCUAGAACGUUUGGAAAGAUGAAGCCUCGAUAUGAAAUAAAUUCUAUGAUCAGAUACCACUGCAGUGCCGGCUUCAUCCAACGCCACUUUCCAAUCAUUAAGUGUCGAACCAAUGGAUACUGGGAUAAACCAAAAGUUGCCUGCUUAACACCUUCCACAUAUCAACGAAACUCUCGAAGGUAUAUUCAUGGAUUGUACCGAAAAGGAAUGAAAAGCUCACAAGACCCCAUUAGGCACCAUCAUCGCUGGAUCAGGAAAUUCCAUUCAGGGCACUGACCAUACCACUGAAUGAGCCUGGAUGAUUAAUUGUCUGAUUCAAAAACAUUCAACACUCCGUUCCUCAAUCGAUCUUUCACUUCUACAGCUACAAGACCCCUGCGUAUUGUAUUUCUAAGGAUGCAAGGUGGGAUCAAGCCCAGAGACUGCAUUGUGAAGCUGCUCUUUAACUCACCUGGAACAAGCAAUCAGAAUAGCAAGUGCAAAAGGACGCUACAUGACCUACCCAAAAGCCAUUUGGUUCUUUCUGAGGUCAAAGUGCUAAUAUAUUAACUUUGUCAGAUAUGGCAGCUUUUUGCAGCCCUCACUAACCACACUACAAUAUGGAGCUGCCUUUUUCUAAGGGUGAAUAUAAACCUACUUUUUUUUGUAAAAAAAAACAAAAAAAAUAAAUUAAUUUUUGUAUAUAUAA
Molecule: messenger RNA, 13848 nt
Organism: Carcharodon carcharias (great white shark)
Lineage: Eukaryota; Metazoa; Chordata; Chondrichthyes; Lamniformes; Lamnidae
Product: versican core protein-like
Exons: 17
Coding region: 363-13436 (4357 amino acids)
Biological process (GO): cell adhesion
Molecular function (GO): calcium ion binding; hyaluronic acid binding
Source: RefSeq, a predicted model, not a curated record